Molecule: messenger RNA, 2625 nt
Organism: Carcharodon carcharias (great white shark)
Lineage: Eukaryota; Metazoa; Chordata; Chondrichthyes; Lamniformes; Lamnidae
Product: beta-1,3-galactosyl-O-glycosyl-glycoprotein beta-1,6-N-acetylglucosaminyltransferase 3-like
Exons: 3
Coding region: 805-2061 (418 amino acids)
Cellular component (GO): membrane
Molecular function (GO): acetylglucosaminyltransferase activity
Source: RefSeq, a predicted model, not a curated record
AAUGUAAAUUUGCUUCCUUUUACUGCUGGAUCUGCGCCUAAAAUUCUGUUCAAAGAUCUGUAAUUUGUCAAUACAGUUUGUACGCAAUAUACGAUAAAGCUCCAACUGUUACCACAGAACAAGCUGGGAACAGUGUGCAUAUGACAGUGUCGGAGUAUUAUUGCACAGGUGUGAUGUUUAACUGAACAUUUCCUGGAGUGUUUUCACAAGCAGCAAAAGGCAGUGGAUAUUGGCUAUGACAAUUUCGAUAGAGAACCAGGAGCAUCCAUGUAAGUUAGGAUCUGGAAACUUUUAACAACCUUGCCUUCCUUCUUCUUCUCUGAGAAAUGAUUAAAAGAAAGGCCUAAGUUACAUAAAAUCAAACAGAGAACACGGUAAGUGUGCACUUAUUGAUAUCAGUAACAUGCGGGAAAAAACAAUUGUUACCCCUUACCUCCAAAAGAAGAAUCUAAUAUCGGUGAUAGUGACUGAGACAUUGAGCAAACCAUAAAUUCAAAGAGCAGAGUGUGAGAAAGUCUGAUCAACCACAAAAUCUCAGUAAAAGGAGUCCCAGACAGGAAGAACAAGUAGGACCUGUCGAUGCGGGUGGCCAGUUGAAUCCCGAUGAAUAUGCGGUUCCUCUUUGCAGCUGGGAACAUUUGACCUCAAUUUAUCUGUGUCUUAAAUUUCAGUGCACAAUUUAUUCACACUGCUGUACAAUCUUUUUUCAAGGCAAACGUUCGCCAAUUGCACAUCUGAAUGUAAAUUAUAUUUGGAAAUCCAGUUAGAUAAUUUUCAUUAAAAUACUGUGGAAGUGCAAUCAGAAUGCUGAACCGGAAAUAUAUUCUGAGUGGACUUGUUGUUAUUUUUCUUUGUGGGUCAUUUUAUUGGAGAGGAAAUACAUUAAUAAACUAUUGGAAACCAAUUAAACAAAAAUCGGGUUACAAUGUGCGAUAUGAACACUUAGAUCUGGCAGGAAAGAACUCGACUUGUUGGAAGAUAAUUAGUGGUGACACUGAAGCUAUUGAAGAGGCUGUUUUAACCUCGAUCACAGUCGAAAGCAAACAUAAAGUCGUCACUGAAAUUGAUUAUUUAGCAAUGACGCAAGACUGCUGCCAUUUCAUUAAAAACCGCAAAUACAUCACAUUCCCAUUAAGUACCACGGAGCAGAAUUUCCCUCUGGCCUAUUCUAUGGUGAUCCAUACUAACAUUGAGAUGUUCGAGAGGCUCCUCAGAAGCAUUUAUGCUCCACAGAAUGUGUACUGUGUCCACGUGGACAGGAAGUCUUCAAAACCAUUUUACUCAGCGGUUCACGCUAUCGCCUCCUGUUUCAACAAUGUCUUCAUUGUAGGAAAAUUAGAAUCGGUGACAUACGGCUCAUGGUCUAGAGUUCAGGCUGAUCUGAACUGUAUGGAAGAGCUGCUGCAGAGCCCUGUCCCAUGGAGGUACCUCAUCAAUGUUUGUGGGCAGGAUUUUCCAACGAAAACCAAUUGGGAGAUAGUCAAUAGUCUCAUUGCCAAAAAUAGCUCAAAUGUUAUGGAUUCAGUACCUCCGCCAAAGUUCAAAAAGAGAAGAUGGGAAUUUCAUUAUGAUACACACAAGGGCGUCGUCAGAACACAUCGAACGAAGAGUCCACCACCCAUACACAGUCCCAUGUUUGUGGGGGGUGCAUAUGUUCUUGUCACUAGAGAAUUUGUGAGGGCUUUGUUUGUGAACCCGGAAACACAGGCGUUUUUCAAGUGGUCUGAAGACACCUACAGCCCGGACGAACACAUCUGGGCAACCCUGCAGAGAAUGCCUGAGAUACCCGGCUCCAUACCGUACACUCCAGGGCUCUACAAGAGUGAUCCAGUUGUUACCCGAGCAGUGAAGUGGUCUUUUGAGGCUGGGGAUGUAGCGAAAGGAGCCCCUUACCCACCUUGCACCGGAAGGUACCGCCAUCAAAUCUGUAUUUAUGGGUCUGGAGAUCUAAACUGGAUCGUCCAACAGGAUCCUUUGUUCGCGAACAAGUUUGAUCCACGAGUGGACAACACAGCUGUGCGAUGUUUGGAGGAAUAUCUCCGAUACAAAGCGAUUAAUUGAACAUUGUCUUUAAAAUUAAGUGAAAUAAGUAAACUCGAUAUAUUGAAGCCCCCACCCCAUGAAACAAUAACGAAAGUUGCACUAUUCUCAUGAAUAGCCCUGUAGAGUAGGAGGCAACAUUAAUUCAAACCGGAGCAUUCCCAUGAACCGAAUUCUUCAAUUAAAUUAUUCCAUUCACAGCGAAGCUACCAGAAAUCUCUGUAUUGUGCAUCAAAUCAAUCAAACGUUUUUUUUUAGCAGAAAAUCUAUAUAACACUCCUGUCUGGAUGCAUAGAACUGAAUACACUCUGAUUAACGAACAUGCUGUUCCAUUUUUUGCACAAGCCUGAAAUUGUAAAUGAGAACGUUUAGUAAAUAUUCUUAGCGAUAAUAAAAUGAUGCAUAUUUAAUGAUUGGUCUCUUAUAUCACUCUUGUUCUUGUUAAAGGUACUUUGAUGAAUUGCCAACCCCUCUUUAUUUUCUCAAUGUUUUAUAUUUCAAGUCGUGUUUUCUGUUAGAAUUUUGUAAAGUCAAUUUGGUAUGGUCAUUAAAUAAAAUUCUCUCACAAUAUGAGAAGUUUAUGCA